This is a messenger RNA of Castor canadensis (American beaver), 1440 nucleotides long. It is a transcript of the gene Cyp8b1, whose product is annotated as cytochrome P450 family 8 subfamily B member 1. Lineage: Eukaryota; Metazoa; Chordata; Mammalia; Rodentia; Castoridae. The record is from RefSeq and is a predicted model, not a curated record. Gene Ontology annotation, molecular function: sterol 12-alpha-hydroxylase activity; iron ion binding; heme binding.
AUGCCUGUGUCUUCCAGGGCUGCUCCGACAACGCAAGCCCCAGGAACCCCCUUUGGACAAGGGCCUGUGCCCUUGCUCGGCCAUGCCAUGGCUUUCCGGAAGAAUGCGUUUGAAUUCUUGAAAGGAAUGUGGACUAAGCAUGGGGAUGUGUUCACAGUGCAGCUAGGGGGCCAAUACUUCACCUUUAUCAUGGACCCCCUGUCCUUUGGCCCUAUCAUCAAGGAAUCACAGAAGAAACUAGACUUUGUGAAGUACUCACAACAACUGGUGCUAAAGGUAUUUGGAUAUCAGUCGGUGGAGGGGGACAUUCAGAUGAUACACUUAGCCAGUACCAAGUAUCUGAUGGGCGCUGGCUUGGAGGUUCUCAAUACAGCCAUGCUGGACAGCCUGUCCUUGGUGAUGCUGGGACCCAAAGGCUGGAGUCCAGACGCCAGUUGCUGGCAUGAGGAUGGCCUCUUUCACUUCUGCUACAACAUCUUGUUCAAGGCUGGCUACCUGAGCUUGUUUGGCUACACAAAGGACAAGGAACAGGACCUGCUACGGGCAGAGGAGAUAUUCGUGAAGUUCCGCAGAUUCGAUCUCCUUUUUCCCAGGUUUGUCUACAAUUUACUGGGGCCCCGGGAGUGGCUAGAAGUGGCUCAACUCCAGCAUCUCUUUCACAAGACACUGUCUGUGAAACACAGCCUGGAGAGGGAUAGCAUGAGCACCUGGUUAUGCUACAUGCUUCGGCGUCUGAGGGAGCAGGGAAUAGCUCCAGCUAUGCAGGACAAAUUCAUCUUCAUGAUGCUGUGGGCCUCCCAGGGGAACACAGGGCCCACUUCCUUCUGGGCCCUCUUAUUCCUCAUGAAACACCCAGAAGCCAUGCAAGCUGUGAGGGAGGAGGCCAUCCAGGUCCUGGGUGAGGCCAGGCUGGAACCCAAGAAGUUCUUCUCCUUCAAAUUCAGUGCCCUGAAACACACCCCAGUCCUGGACAGUGUGAUGGAAGAAACCCUGCGUCUGAAGGCUGCACCCACCCUCUUUAGGGUGGUGGAGAGUGAUUAUACCCUGAAGAUGGCCAGUGGGCAGGAGUACCUGUUACGCCGUGGAGAUAAAGUAGCCCUUUUUCCCUACCUCUCAGUGCACAUGGACCCUGAAAUCCACCCUGAGCCUACAACCUUCAAGUAUGAUCGAUUCCUCAACUCCAAUGGCAGCCGAAAAGUGGAUUUCUAUAAAGCAGGCAAGAAGAUCCACCACUACAUCAUGCCUUGGGGCUCAGGUGUCUCCAUCUGCCCUGGCAGGUUCUUUGCCCUCAGUGAGAUAAAGCUCUUUGUAUUGCUCAUGGUCACAUACUUUGACCUGGUGCUGGUAGACCCUGAUAUACCUGUGCCCCCUUGUGACCAGACCGGUGGGGCUUUGGCAUCUCACAGCCCAGCUAUGAGGUGUGCUUCCGCUACCGCCUGA